Messenger RNA from Caretta caretta (loggerhead turtle), 5027 nucleotides. The record is from RefSeq and is a predicted model, not a curated record. Lineage: Eukaryota; Metazoa; Chordata; Testudines; Cheloniidae.
GUUUUGGGCAUCACACGUUUAAGAAAGAUGUGAUCAGAUAGGAGACAGUCCAGAAGACAGCAACAAAAACGAUGAAAGGUUUAGAAAACCUGACCUAUAAGGAAAGGUUAAAGAAAACUGGACAUGUUUAGUCUUGAGAAAGAAGACAGAGGGGAAUCUGAUCACAGUCUUCAGUCCAUGAUGAAGGAGGUAUGUUCCUCAUGCCUCCAGCCUGUCUCUUCUAUGGAGUGUGUGGCAGCCAACAAGGUCCUUCUACAUCACUCAUGCUUCUGCUGCAUGCUCUGCAAGAGGAAGCUAAGCUUGCAUAACUCCACUGCCCUCCAUGGGGUAUUUUACUGCAAAGUCCAUUAUAAGCAGCUUGCCAAAGCCAGGGGAGGAAGCGAGGAAGAAAAGAUUGAAUGCAAACAAGACCAGCAGCUACACGCAAUGCUAACACCAGGCCAAGGAUCAGAGCCUAGGAAUAGAUAUAACAGGACAGAAAAAAAAAUUGUGCAGAGAGAGAAACUGCAACCCAGAUCCUUUAAUUCACAUCCACGUCGCAGCUUGGCGCCACCUGAUGGAAGUAGGCAACUGAGCAGUGAGUUUGUCUCGAGAAACCAGCUCAGAACUAGCUGGCCGCCUUUGAAGAAAAGCUCUGCAGAGGCAGCCAGGAACCCGGACAAACCUGGAAAGGGCGAGGGGCGAGACACUGCAUUGAGCUUAGAAACCUGUCAGGCCACAGGCAGCAGAGCCGAUGGGGUUAUGCUCAGGACGCAUGAUGGAAAAUCAAUAGCAGAAACGGCUGUGAAAAAGAAACCGAGCCUGUUACCUGGGGUCACCUUUCUAAAGGAGGAAGGGCAAGGUUUUCCCUGGGUUAAAGCAGCGGGUGGGAAAGGAGAGCUCAGAGAUGGUAAAAAGAAACUGGGGUUCAUGGAGGGAAAGGUGACGACAGCGCUGAAAGGAAAGCAAAGGAUUGGAGUAUCUGAGAAAGUUGCUGGGUUCCAGCAGAGUAAAUCCAGACUGGAGAGUAAGAGUCUUCCUGCCAUCUCACCAUUAGCAUUGGUGCCUGUGAAACCUCCUGCCCAUGGUUCCUUCGUCUCCCAUUCAAAAGCACUAAGAGCUACUAAUUGGACAUCUACAACAGCUGUUCAGGCUGGUGCUCUCCGUACUGCAAAACUCCUGCCCAAGGAUAACAAGCUUAGUGUAACUCCCUCCACCGAAGCCCUGUUUAAGGAAGGAAACAUAAACCUUAGCACAGAGAGAGCUGGAUCUGUUCCCAAAAUUACAGUUAAUUUGCCUGAACUGACUCUAUCCAUGAGUUCAAAUACACAGGACCAGCAGCAUCCUCAGGAUCCUGGGCGUGGCCCAUUGGCCUCUCACGACCUAGGAGAAGCUGAGAUGCACAGCAUUCCAAACAUGGUACCAGAAUGUGGAGCGGGGGGUUACAUUUCUUCUCUGCAUAAGCCUGAAGCUCAGAUGCAUCCAGCUGAACAUGAUGCUCUCAAAGGCAAUGAAACAACUUGCCUCCCCAGUGCGUCAAUGACAUCUUACACAGUGGCUGGCUCACCAGAGCUGGGAGUUUUGGUGCCAUUACUCCAGACAGCUGAGCAGGUGAAUGAGAAUUCAAAGACAGACAGCCAAGAGUUCUCUGGAAACCUAAUGCCACUAACUUAUGAGGCAAAUGUGCAGGGAUGUGGAAAAGACCUCAAAAGCAAUGGGGCAGAGGUUGAGAAAGUGAAAAUAAUGCAGCCAGAGAGCAAAGACUGUUAUGAAUUUGUGGAGCAUACUUCUGGACAUCUCUCUCAGGAAAGCAAGUCAGAAGGAAGAGCCAUCUCUUCAGCUGGACAGGCAGGGAGAACAGAUGAUCAAACUGGGUCCUACUUACCAGAAAUAGAAUCUCAAAACAUGUAUGAUCCCCUAGUAAAUAUCCCACAAGGGGAUAUUUUGAUAGAUAAUGUUAAACUAUCUACUAGGGACAUUUCAGGAUCAAUGGAGACACAUUUGAAUACAGCCAGCACUACUGGGAUCUCACAUGAUAAGCCCAGCAGCUCAGAAGAUACUAAACUCAAGUCAAUGGGUCAAGAUGACACUUUGGGACAGAGCAGCCUUCAUAUUUCUGAACCACUGGGCAGAAAGUUAGAAGCUUUCAGAUCUAAUGAAUUAGCAGACAAACCUGAAACUCACCUAGCAGGAAAUGGGAAUGUGGAUGUGAAACCCCAACAUGAAAGUGAGUCACAUGGAACUGCUAGUGUUCCUCAAGGCAAAGGGACUAGAAAUGAUCAUGCCAGGAAAGAUACACUCGCAAAAGCUUCCAGUCUUGGGAAAAAUCCCUUUGCUAGGCUUUUUGCUUCCGAAAAUAAAGGCAGCACCUCAAAGAAAGACCUUGCAGGGAAAAAGAAACCCACGAAGCCCCAAUCUGCCUUGGUGACAUUAUUUGGCUAUUCCUCAAAUAAAGACAGGAAUCCAAAGGAAAGUCUUACAAAACCUUCAUCAAAACUUUCAGAGCAAACAAACAAUGGAGAUCAGCAGGAACCUUCCCAGACUGGAAGCUCCUCAAGCCAGGCAGAGCAACAGGCCAACAAGAAAAUGACAGCAUCAGAUGCUGUUACUCAGAUCGGAAGAGCAGAGGCAACCCCACAAGAUUCACCGCAGACUUCUGGGUACCACUUGGGAGAUGGACGAAGUGAACGUUUUCCACAUUUAGACAGCACUGAAGUCUUCGGGUCCAAUGUGCUUUUGUUGACUCCUGGUGCAGACAGUUUGAGCAAUGCUCGACAUUUACAUGAGGCACCUAGUCUUGAAUUUCAUGACCAACCUGAUUUAAAUGUGCAAACUGCACAACAGGGUGAUGCCAAUUGCUCAUCUUUGAUUCCAUCAAGGGACUCUCAGGAAGAAUCUCCAGCAACCACAGAAGGCAGACAGCCUCCUAUGGGACCGACAGCUGCAACAGACACGAGUGUGAGUCUGACCAGUGAAGGAAAGCAUUAUGACACAUGUCUACAUAAAAUGGAAACCCUGGCUGGUUUGGAUGAUCAAGAUUCAAAGAUCAAGACUGGAACCUUUUCCACACUAAGUCAUUUAGGAGCGUCACACAAAGAAAUUGACCUUCCUUUAGAAGACAGAGAUCUUUUAGAGUCCAGUACACUUUUGUUGUCUGCAGGGGCCAGUAAUUUAAAAAGCACAAGCAAAAACUUUCCUGGCAUCAGUGGCACAGAUAUCCAAUGCCCAGCUGAUUCAGACAUGCAAAAUUCGCAAGUGAAGGAUCAACCUUCCUCCAAUUUAAAUUCCUCAGAAUUAUACAAGUCCAUUGCGGAGAAAUGACCCUCAGCUGUUAUUAAAAUCCAGCUCCCUUCUCCUGAUGGAAGAUGACCUUUUAGAUAUUGAUGAUACUCAUGGAAUUUGGAACUCUGAGUUGUUACAGCAGUUUGAGCUAGACUCCCACUCUCAGGUGGACACAGAUGAUCCUUUUGGACUGGGUCUCGACACUAGACAACCAACUACUGAUCAUCUGUAUACUUUGAGAGACAACUUUCAACCAAUGUCCACAUCUAUUCCCCACGUUGCUAAGCCCCUUAAUGAUAUCCUGGAUACCUUGAAUACUGAGGCAACAGCAGAACUCCAGCAAGCACUGAUGAUAGUGGAAAAGAGUGUACAAGCACCAGAUCUUCCAUAGUAUUGCAUGAUGUCCAGCCCCAUGCAAACCUGGCUUUGCUUAAUGAUGGUUUUAAAACCCAAGACUGUUUUAUAUCGAUGUGAUUAAUGGCUAAAAGCACAAGCACACACACAUGCACGUACUAUAAUUUAGCCGACACUGAAUUUGAAUGUCUGUGAUAAUUUUUGAACGGCAUGGAGAUCAGAGUUGGAGAUCACAGCCCAGGUCCUGGUGGAUAAGUGCCCGUAUCACAAAAUCCAUGAUCACAGCUGGAGACUGCUGACAAGGAUCCUCAGAGAAUUGGCCACAAGGACUAACCUACCUUUUCUCACCCCUUGAACAGGGCCUCUUCAUGUUGGAGCUGAAGCAUGACAUCAGGACAGCACGGAGAAAGCUUGAACUGCUGUUUUCUAUGUUAUAGUGGAUUCAUAGAGGCCUUCAAGCUCCAAAGAUGUCACUCUAGUAAGCUUUCAUGGGCAACAGAUUCAAUCAGAAACCAAAAGGGAAUAGCACUGUCAUUUGAGAAUCUACCUCUCCUUAAUAAAAAUGACAGCAGUGGAGAUGCAAACUCUGCAAAGCAACAAUUUCCCAUCGCUUUUCACCAUGUUGUUUGUAUAGCACCUAACAAUAAUCCUUGACUUCCUCCUGCCUUCAACACUGGUGAUCUCGCUCCUUCUCCUCCACAUCCUGCCCUCCCAUUGGCUUUCCUAGCACCUUCCUCCCAUAGUUUCCCCUUGUCAGUCUCGCAGCUUUCUCAGCAGUCUUUGGCAGUUCCUCUCCUUUUGGCCCAUCUCCCCUUCUCAGAGGGAGUCCCACAAGAUUCUUCCUGUGUGCAUGCGUGCCUGUAUACGCAUGUAUUGCUCCCCUCUACUCAAUACUCUGUUCUGUGCAAUGGGUCCUAUAUACUGCUAAUAGUGAUCUUCCCUUUUCUAAAGUGUGGGGGUAUGCGGGGGGGGGGGGGUCCUGUGCUUCUUGAGAGAAGUUCUAUCCCCUGCUGCUGCUGUGACAUUGAGCAGGGCCACACUGUGCAACUUAACAAUAAAUGUCACAUCUUUGAUAGCCAUUGAUUUGUUUCAGGUGUAACCUGCCUCCCUCCCCUUAUGGAGUUUGCCAGCUCCUGGAGCUCUGGACUGAGCCUUUAGAAGAUAGCUGUCAAAGCCCACGGACCUCACUCCCAGCAUAUGUGGAGUCAGGGUUGAAACAGACAAAACUAGAAGCUGCUGCUGGGAUCAGUGAGCUUUUAUGCAGGGGGUGAUUUGGACAAGCAGUCCACUGGACAAUGACAACCCAGGGCUUCACAGCCCUCAGCAAGUUAACAGAGGAAGGGCCAACCUGACAAAGAAGGUGUCCCUCCUAACUCCGCAGGAGGCUAAAGCGGGAUGGGUGGGGAGCCCAG